Molecule: messenger RNA, 1694 nt
Organism: Lynx canadensis (Canada lynx)
Lineage: Eukaryota; Metazoa; Chordata; Mammalia; Carnivora; Felidae
Gene: ZBED3
Product: zinc finger BED-type containing 3
Exons: 4
Coding region: 531-1235 (234 amino acids)
Biological process (GO): regulation of transcription by RNA polymerase II
Molecular function (GO): transcription cis-regulatory region binding
Source: RefSeq, a predicted model, not a curated record
UCUCUCAAAAUAAAUAAAUAAACUUAAAAAAAUAAAAUAUGAGCUUGGAGGUCUAGUUAUAAGACUAAAGAACUUGGUGAGAGUUAGCACUAGUGGCAAUGUGUUUUUGGGCCCUGAAGGAGGUGGAAAGGGAAGAGCUGCUGAAGCAGCAAUCUCUGCAUGAACAGUUGUAUAGGGCCCCUAAGGCCUACCUUUCCCCAGCAUGGACACCGUGUGAUGGAAUUCACCCUCAUGAGUGAACACUGCUCUGACCUUUACCACCUGUAUCAGAAUUAUUGCUGGAAACAUCUCUCCUCACCAGACGAUGGCAUUCAUGUAUGUGGCACUCCUCUGGGCAUCCCAGAUUUUGAAGAAACCCAGAGACAUCUUGCAGGGAGCACUGCUGAUGGUUCUUCAGAACUCAGGAUUCCUGCUCAGUGUGUCCACCUGAGAACUUACAUUGGCUGGAAACCAUGAGGCAAUGACAGGGACCCCCCAAGGCCGACAGGACAUGGCCUAAUACCUAAUUUAAAGACGCCGCCGCGGAGAGAAUGAGGAGUGACGAGCCGACGACGCCCAUGGAAGACAGCGGCGCGCCAGACGACGCUACGGCGGCGCAGGGCGGCCCGUGUCCCGGCCUGGCCCCGGCCCCUCCCGGCCGCCUGGGGGCGCCCUACUGCGAGGCCUGGGGCUACUUUCACCUGGCCCCCGCGCGCCCGGGCCACGCGGCGGGCCAGUGGGCCACCUGCCGGCUGUGCGGGGAGCAGGUGAGCCGCGGCCCGGGCUUCCACUCGGGCACCCCGGCGCUGUGGAGGCACCUCAAGAGCGCGCAUCGACGGGAGCUGGAGAAGAGCUCCGCCCGCAGCUCGCCGGCCGCCGCCCCGGGCCCGCUGCCGCCGCCGCCGCCUCCUCGCGGGCCCUCGGCCGAGGGCGACUGGGCGCGCCUGCUGGAGCAGAUGGGCGCGCUGGCCGUGCGCUGCAGCCUGCGCGAGCGCGAGCUGGCGCGGCGCGAGGCGGCGGUGGAGCAGGGCGAGCGCGCCCUGGAGCUGAGGCGCAGGGCCCUGCAGGAGGAGGAGCGCGCGGCGGCCCAGGCGCGGCGGGAGCUGCAGGCCGAGAGGGAGGCGCUGCAGGGGCGGCUGCGGGAAGUGAGCCGCCGCGAAGGCGCCCUGGCCUUGGCCUCUACUCCGCUGCAGACUCCGCUCAAAGAAGAGCCCUUGGGGGAGAGGGACGGCUACAUAAUUACCAAGGUCCUGUAGGUCUGGGCCUCUUUCCACUCCCAACCCCUCCCGUGCCAGCGCUACUCCAAGAGUGGUCCACGGAUCAGCCUCACCUGGGAGCUGAAUCUCAGGCCCACCAAGAUCUCCAAAUGUGGACAUUUGAGAAGCACUUAGGAAACCAGAGCAGAACCAAAAAUCACUUAACGCUCUGUGCCCCGCCACGCCCCGGGAUGCCUGGGAGCACCAGCUCCAGGGGCCUCCUUUGCUGUUGGGCUUCGGUGCAAGGAGGUGGUUUUCCUGCAACUCCUUUUGGAAGGACAGCUCCGUCCUAUAUUACCCGGAGUCCUGUAACUUCCAUAGGUACCAAAGACUGCCACACCACGUGGCUGGACACCCGCCAGGGGAACCCAGGGUGGAGGGAGCACGGAAAUGAGGAUCGAGCGUUUUAUCCAAGGAGAGUUUUAUUUGUUUCCUCAUGAAUAAAUCUUUGGCAAGUUG